Meloidogyne enterolobii is the source of this 1503-nucleotide messenger RNA. The record is from the annotation of a GenBank genome assembly. NCBI's taxonomy places the organism in Eukaryota, Metazoa, Nematoda, Chromadorea, Rhabditida, Meloidogynidae.
AUGACUACUUAUAUUUUAUUUUUAUUCAUUUUUAUUUUCUCAAUUUUUAAUGAAUCCUUUGGAGCAAAUAUAUUAAUAUCUCCUAGCUGGUUGAGCCCUGUACACAGAUUUACAAUGAGGGAAUUGGCAGCGGAAUUGUUAAAACGUAAUCAUUCGGUUACUUGGCUAGAAUAUGGACUUAGACCUCACGAUUCAAUUUUACUGCCCAAAGGCGUUGAAGAAAUUUUUCUGCGCAUAGAAAAUGCCCCAAGAGUCACAGCACUUUUAAAUCCGAAAGGCAAAAUUCAACUAACAAGUAAUUCACAACUUUGGCAAGAAAAUUUUUGGGCGCCAGUGGAAAAAACAAAUGGUUGGUUGGCCUCUUUGGAUUUAUGCCGGGCUGUUUUGAAGGAACACAAAAAUGCUUUUGAUAAACUUGUUCAAAGAGAGUUUGCUGCUGUUGUGAUAGAUGAUUUAUACAAUCCUUGUGCUCUUCUCCAUGUCGGACUUCAAAAAUCACUUUUUGUUUAUUGGUCAAUGACUGGAUUGAGAACAGAUUCUGCCUGGGCAAAUCAAAGCCCUAGCCCUCCAUCUUACAUUCCUGUGCCUGGAACUGGAUUAACAGAUGAAUUAGGCUUCUGGUCAAGAAUUUACAAUUUAUUUGCUUAUUUAAGAGAAUUAUAUAUUCACCAACAUUUAAUUCUUCGUCGGAUGGAUAAAUUAUUUGAGAAAUUAUCUCAAUUUAUAAACAAUUCAAAUGAAGAGCGUGGAUUUAUUUUAAUUACUGGAGGAUUUACAAUUCAAUGGGCAAAUGCUCCAAAGGAUGUUAUUGAAAAUCUUCUUGGGGCAAUUCGAGAAAUGAAUGAUACCCGAUUUGUUUGGCAAUACAACGGCCCAGCACUUCAAAAUCCUCCCUCAAAUCUUUUCACAUUAGAGUGGUUGCCACAACAACAAUUACUUGCUCAUCCAAAAUGCAAAGGACAUCUUUCACAUGGAGGCCUAAACAGCGUAAUUGAAAGUGUCUGGCAUGGAACCCCAAUAAUUGGCUGGCCAUUAACCGCAACUGCCAAAGAUAACCUCCUUCGGGUUACUGCACGUCAAGCCGGUUUAAUGAUUGAACAGAAACGUCCAACAGAAAAACAAUUUCUGUCAGCAUUUAAAAGAAUUUAUAUAAAAUUUUAUAAAGAAGAAAUGCUUGUAUUUCAGGAUAUGUUAAUAGAUGUUCCCUAUACAGAAUUAAACCACUCAGCAUUUUGGGUAGAAUUUAUUGUUAGACAUCAAGAAGUGCCUCAUGCACGUUCUGGUGCUGAUGAUUUGAAUAUAUUUCAGUAUUUCUUGGUUGAUGUAACAUUAUUUUUAAUUGGCUGUACUCUCUUAUCAAUCUGGUUGUUAUUAAACUUGCUUAAAUUAACUGUUCGUUUACUUUGUUGGACAAUUAUAUAUGUAAAAUGUUGUGUAAUUCCAAAUAAAAGCAAAAAAUCUGUGAUUGAAAAGAAGGAUCCUAUUGCAAAAAAGAAGGAUUAA